CCAACAUGUGACAGAGCAUCGCACCCAUCCUACCACUCCGGAGGUAAACUCCAACACAGACUCAACUUCAUGCGCUCGCCUUCUCCAUCGGCUCCGUCUAUUUUCUGUCUUUAUUUUUUUUCUUUUUUUUUUACUCAUCUUCUUUUACUUCUUCCUCUCCCUAACGAGCCCUGUAAUGUCCUGUUAAUUCUGUGUGCGCUAGUUAAUGAGCAUUAAUCCGUCACCCCUGGAUGCUAUUGUUGCAGCGGGGGAUGGCCAUUUGAAUGCAAAUGCGUGACACUGUGACAGCAAGGUGCUUAUUAAAGUGAUGAGCGCUGCUGUGCGCUGUACCGGGGGACCAGCGGAGUGAGAGGAGCGGAGCGGGGCAGCUGGAGGAGCGGGGCGGACUGGAGGAACUUCUGCUCUGCUGCAAAACUAACAAAAGAACGACAAACAAACAAAAAAAACCAGCAAGAACAACAGCAAAGAAAUGGCAAGUUCUGCGUCCCUGGAGACGGUGAUGUCCUGCGGUAGGACCGGGCCGUCCGCGGCCCCAAAGAGCCUCGCCUUCUCCAUAGACCGGAUCAUGUCCAAGGGCUCGGAGCCGAGGGGCGGCGGAGAGGAGCGGCCGGAGGGGAGGAAGCUGCUGGGGCUCUGCUCCCCGAUCCCCUGCAUGAUCCCGCUGCAGCCCUUCAGCUACGACCUGCAAGCCAAGGCGCUGAUGAACUACUCGGAGCUGUGGAGAGCCAGCUUCCGAGGGACUUUCUGCGGCUCCGCGGCCGCUCCGUGCAAAGCCAGCUGCGGCAUGUGCGCCAAGGCGGAGGCGGGCGUGAAGCAGCCGGGCCGCGUGGUGAAGCCGCAGGUGAUCCAGCAGGCCGUGGCCGUGCCCAGCGGCGUCGGCGGCGGCGGCGGCGGCUCGCUGUACUAUCUCAACUACCUGGACUCUGCGUACCAGCAGCAGUCGGAGCUGCUGGCCGGACACUGGUUCUCCAGCCCGCAGGCCCACGCUUCUCUGUCGGCGCACCACAGACUCUUGCUGCUGGAGAACGCGAAGCUCGCCGGGGUGGGUGCCGAAAAGCUGCCCACGCCGCAGUACCCGCACAAGGAGCAUCUGCCGGGGCAGCUGGACCAGAUAGUGAAGGAGAGCCACGGCCUGAGCCCCGAGAAGAGCGGCGCCAAGACGCACAGCAAAGUCAGCGGCGGCAGCGGCGCAGACGGGAAACCCAAAAACUUCACGUGUGAAGUGUGUGGAAAGGUUUUUAACGCGCAUUACAACCUGACCAGACACAUGCCGGUGCACACCGGGGCCCGGCCCUUCGUCUGCAAGGUGUGCGGGAAAGGCUUCCGGCAGGCCAGCACGCUGUGCAGGCACAAGAUCAUCCACACACAGGAAAAGCCUCAUAAAUGUAACCAGUGUGGGAAGGCGUUCAACAGAAGCUCCACGCUCAACACGCACGUGCGGAUCCACGCCGGGUACAAGCCUUUCGUCUGUGAGUUCUGCGGGAAAGGUUUCCACCAGAAAGGAAACUACAAGAACCACAAGCUGACGCACAGCGGCGAGAAGCAGUACAAGUGCUCCAUCUGCAACAAGGCCUUCCACCAGGUGUACAACCUCACCUUCCACAUGCACACGCACAACGACAAGAAGCCCUUCACCUGCGCCACCUGCGGCAAGGGCUUCUGCCGCAACUUUGACCUGAAGAAACACAUCCGGAAGCUGCACGACAGCGUCUUCUCGCCAGCCACAAACGCCUCCAGAGAGCCCCAGAGCUGAGGCACGCUGCCCCGUUUCCUGCCAGAAUGCAUUUCAAGAAUAUUCCACCUGGGACUGUUGGACCUCAAAAAA
Etheostoma spectabile (orangethroat darter) is the source of this 1825-nucleotide messenger RNA. RefSeq names its product FEZ family zinc finger 2 (gene fezf2). Gene Ontology annotation, biological process: regulation of transcription by RNA polymerase II. The coding region runs from base 470 to 1753 and encodes 427 amino acids. The transcript is spliced from 4 exons. Gene Ontology annotation, molecular function: DNA-binding transcription factor activity, RNA polymerase II-specific. The record is from RefSeq and is a predicted model, not a curated record. Gene Ontology annotation, cellular component: nucleus. NCBI's taxonomy places the organism in Eukaryota, Metazoa, Chordata, Actinopteri, Perciformes, Percidae.